Messenger RNA from Eriocheir sinensis (Chinese mitten crab), 1584 nucleotides. Its product is annotated as venom protease-like. The transcript is spliced from 9 exons. Bases 62 to 1210 code for a protein of 382 amino acids. The record is from RefSeq and is a predicted model, not a curated record. Gene Ontology annotation, biological process: proteolysis. Gene Ontology annotation, molecular function: serine-type endopeptidase activity. NCBI's taxonomy places the organism in Eukaryota, Metazoa, Arthropoda, Malacostraca, Decapoda, Varunidae.
UAGUGUACAUCAAAUCUCAGCAGAACAUCCUCUGGUGAGAGCUCCAACUCUAGUGUGGCAAAUGGCUGUGUGUCCACCUCAUAACUGUGCAUGUCUCCUGCUGGUGCUGGCGGCCGUCACCAUCACCGUCACCACAGGGCAGAACUCAGCGAUAGUGUUUCCGGGGGUGAGGGAAGAAGAUUGCACCGUCGGACGCUGCCUCCCCGCCGACGAGUGUCAUCUCAGUCUUUCGGUGGCCAAGAUAUGUGGCCUCCAGGACCAGACCCUCUACGUUUGUUGCCCCGCCAAGCCGCAAGAACCAGAGAAUACUUCAGGAUCGAAUACCGUCUCGUCCCCUGUCAUUGAUUUCGAAUGUGGGCACCUGGCGAGUCGUUCCCCUCCGCCUGACCAUCCUCGGGCGGCGCGGUCUCUUGGUGGCGUGGCUGUCUCGCCCACCACUUCUUGGCCCUGGGUGGCACUGGUGGGGAUUCGUGACGAGAACGGCCAGAACGCACAGUGGCGUUGCGUGGGCAGUCUUGUUCACCCCCAGUGGGUGCUCACUGCCCUCCACUGCUUCUUCAGCGAAUUAUUCAACGUGGUCCGUCUGGAUGAGCACGAUUUCUCUGACCCUGACGACGGGGCUCUCCACCAUGACAUCGAGAUCGCCGAUGUCGUGUUCCAUCCCAAUCAUGUGAACAGCGAGAACUAUAACGACCUGGCCCUCCUCAGGCUGGCCCACCCGGUGCCUCCUAGGGACACAAUCAUGCCCGUCUGCCUGCCCUGGGGAAGUGAGAUGCUACGGGACUUGAUCGGCCGGGACCUCACCUACACCGGAUGGGGCGACACGCAGUUCGGCGGCAUGCGGAGUCCGGUGCUGAUGGAGUUGAACAUGACUCUGUUCCCAUCGCAGACGUGCGACGAGUCGUACAGCACCCUGCUGAGUUACAUCAACUACCCUCGAGGCAUCGACGAUUCCUUCCUCUGUCUGGGCCACCCGGACGGAGGUAAGUCCGCUUGUCAGGGUGACUCCGGUGGGCCGCUGGUGUACAAGGAGGGUGGAGUGUAUCUGCUGGCGGGCGCUAUCUCCCGCGGACAUGGCUGCGGACACCCACUUUACCCCGGCGUUCACACCAACCUGCGGCAGCGGGAACACAUGCAGUGGAUCAAGGACACCAUCUGGCCCCAGGCGCAGGACGGAGCGACAACGACAGCGGCGCCUGCCAGGCGAUAAGAAGGAUGCAGUGAUAUACUUAUCUGCCUACGGCUACACACACACACACACACACACACACACACACACACACACACACACAAACACACAUUUUAAUAACUGGGUAGUUACUCAAGGUAAUUAUUCUAAUAAACUUGACUUACGCCUCGAGCUCACAAUUUGAUCAACUCUAGUAUUUUCUGCCAGCCACGCGGUGCAAUCAACUAUUUCAAGAGCUCCUUGAUUGUGGCAAGAUAUGUUGCCAUAUUAGGCUUUAAAUUGUGGUUACAUAUAUUUUAUUACAAUUUUGUAUUUAUUUAUAAAUUUCUUUGAUUAUUCACUUAUUGUGUGUAGUUAUUUAAUCUGUAAUUAAGAAUUAAAAAUCUUUACCUCCA